UAACCUUAUUCGCACACUGGUGGGACUGUGGAUAACAACAACCCUCCUGCCUGCUGUAAACAAACUGCGUCUAGGUGUCUUUCAAUGUCAAACUUUCAAGCAAUUUGACGAUUUCUUCUCUUUCAAGAUUGUUUUCAACCUUUUGAAAUUCUCUCUUUGUUGAAAAUGGAAAACAGUGAAAGUGGAGAUGAUUUGGGAGCAGGCUUCUUGACAGGAGACUCACAUUAUUUAGUUCAAGACGAUUUAGAAGAUGAUGAUCCUGAUGCUGUUUUGACUGCAGAAAAUACAGAUGAUUCAAACCACGAUGAUGGAGAAAAAAGUGGGUUACCGCUACGAGAACAAGACCGUUUUUUACCUAUUGCAAAUGUUGCAAAAAUUAUGAAGAAAGCCAUACCAGAGUCAGGAAAAGUAAAGAUUGCAAAAGAUGCUAGAGAAUGUGUCCAGGAGUGUGUAUCAGAAUUUAUAAGCUUCAUAACUUCUGAAGCAAGUGACCGAUGUCACAUGGAGAAACGCAAAACUAUCAAUGGAGAGGAUAUUUUAAUUGCUAUGACCAAUUUAGGAUUUGAUAACUAUGUAGAACCUUUGAAAUUAUACUUACAGAAAUACAGAGAGACUACCAAAGGUGAUAAAAACCUUAAUCCUGGCGAAUAUGAAGACGAAUCAUUUAGUAAGUUUCUUGGUGCAAAUUUUGAAUGAGCUCUGGGGUGGUUCUGAGACAUGGAAAUUGUUGUGAUGUCUAUGUUGCCGUUCCAUUUAUUUGCUGUACUUGUUCACAAACGGUGACUACUGAAAACGAUCAACCUCUCAACCUUCCCUUCACCAUUUGUAGUCCCAUACUUUUCUAUGUUCAUUUUUUCCCCCCCUGUACAAAUAUGCACAGUCGAUUCCCGUUAGUGCGAGUGCACUGGGACCACGGGCCGAAAACGUUAUAAUGGGGAAAUCGUUGUAUCCGAUAGCAUUAAUAAGCAAACUAAUGACAUGGGACGGCGGAAAAAAUCAUUUUAAUGUGAAAUUGUUGUAACUGGGGGUUGUACUAAGGAGUAUUGACUGUUCCUAUUUAAAUGCUAGUAAAUAUUUUCAAGACAUUGAAUUUUCUCGGUAAAUCACAUUUCUCAUGCUUCAAUAGCAUUUAUCAUGUUGUGAUAUUUCAAAUUCAUUGCAAAUCUACUACUGUACUUAAUGUGAAAGAUUUGAAUUCUUUAUUUUUAUUUAUGUUUGUCCCAUGCGCUACAUUAGUGAAUUUGAGAUUGUUCUUCGUCUUUCACUCUAGAAUGAGUUGAUUUUCCGGUGCUGUAUUUCAUCGAAGCAGCAUGAGUCAAGUUCCCUCUGUUUAAAAAAAAAAUGUAUGUAUAUAUAAUUAUUUUUUUUUCAAUAAGACUGUUAAAAUUUACAAAACGUUGGGCCUUUACCUUCUUCAGAUUGGGCAAGCGGCCAGCAUGCGGCAAGUUUACACUUUACGUUUUUCAUGUAUAAAUGUGACAGUGUUAUAGGAGCACUCUGUUUACAUUUGCGGGGAACUUUGUUUAAUCUUAGGCGUUGAACUGAAAUACUAAAUGUACCAUAAGUACUGGUGUUGUGGAGUUAUGAUUUAUUUAUUUUUAACGUUGUGAGCAAUUUAAAAUACUGUAGACCCUUAAAUUCCUAUAUUUUUCAUAAUUUAUUUUUAGGAAUUAAGAGAAAUUUAAGACCAUUACGGUCUCCCGUACCAUACUUCAAUAAGGUGCUGGAUGUACUUAACACUCUAACUUGAUUUAGUGUGUUUAUAAAAGGAUUGGGAUGUUUUUCUUCAUUGCAGAAUAAUUCAUUUUGUGUUCUAAAGUUAUUACCUCUUUGGAAUGAAGCAACUUUAUUAUGUCAAAAAGUCAAUAGUCCUGUACGGGACUGAAGUGGUCUACUGCUCUCACAAUUUCUAAGUGAAAGGCACAGGAAGGUUGAGUAGUACACAAAUACUUACGGUUCUAUAUCACAAUUAUAAAACCAAAUAUCAAAAAUUUUAAUAAAUAAAUGUACAAAUUAUAUUUAAAUGCAUAUUAAAAAAAAAAGAAAAGUCA
This is a messenger RNA of Frankliniella occidentalis (western flower thrips), 2051 nucleotides long. RefSeq names its product nuclear transcription factor Y subunit beta (gene Nf-YB). Bases 166 to 696 code for a protein of 176 amino acids. NCBI's taxonomy places the organism in Eukaryota, Metazoa, Arthropoda, Insecta, Thysanoptera, Thripidae. Gene Ontology annotation, molecular function: RNA polymerase II cis-regulatory region sequence-specific DNA binding; DNA-binding transcription activator activity, RNA polymerase II-specific; protein heterodimerization activity. Gene Ontology annotation, cellular component: CCAAT-binding factor complex; nucleus. The record is from RefSeq and is a predicted model, not a curated record. The transcript has 5 exons. Gene Ontology annotation, biological process: regulation of transcription by RNA polymerase II.